GCCUUUGCGACCCAUAAAGCUCCAUCAUAGUGCGGUGAACCAGGUUCGAAAGCGGACGCUCGCUAGCAGUCGCGUUUCCAGCACGCACGCUCCACUCUAAAUUUAUCCCGAAAUAUUUCCAGUGCUCGUAAAAUGCGCGUGCCGUCACGAUGAGAUGUUAUGGCGGCGGUGAUCCUUCUCCUGGUGACGGCCAUGGCCCUGGCGGCCCCGGACUGGACCGACUGUCCGUCGCCGUGCCGGUGCAAGUGGUCGUCGGGCAAAAAGACGGCGGUAUGUAAGGGGGGCGGCUUCUCCGCCGUCCCCGACACGCUCGAUGGCGAGAUGCAGGUGCUGGACCUGUCGGGGAACUACAUCUCUCGGCUGGGGAACGAUGCGUUCAAAAGUGUCGGGCUGCUGAACCUGCAGCGGAUUUUCCUGGCCACGGCCGGGAUCCAGGAGGUCCACAAGGACGCCUUCCGGGAUUUGACUAUUUUGGUCGAGGUCGACUUGUCGCAUAAUCAGAUCAAGAGUUUGCAUCCGGAGACGUUUCACGGGAAUGAGCGGCUACGCGUGUUGUAUCUCAAUGGGAAUCCGCUGAGGAGGCUGGUCCAGGAGCAGUUUCCCCAGCUGCCGCAUCUCCGGAUUUUGGAGCUUGAUGGCUGUCAGCUGGAAUAUGUUCACAAGAACGCUUUCGUGCAUUUGAGUGUGUUGGAGACUCUGAGUCUGAGACAGAAUUUAUUGCGGAAUCUUUCGGAGGAGGUUUUUAUGAAUUUUGCUCAUUUGAAGACUUUGGUUUUGGAAGGGAAUCCUUGGAAGUGCGAUUGUGAGUUGCGCGGGUUUAGGGAUUGGUUUCUCUUGAGUAAAUUGAAUUCGGUUUCUUUGACUUGUACUCAGCCUGAACGGCUUGAAGGCAAGUUGUGGGAAAACGUUCUUUCGGAAGAAUUCGCUUGUCCGCCUCGCGUAUCAGUUUUCCCCCAAAGUCAAGUCCAGGCUGAAGCUGGCGGAAAUGUCAGUUUUGGGUGUCACGUGACUGGGGACCCGGAACCCCAAGUCUCCUGGCUUUAUGAAGGUUAUCCGAUAAAUCAUACGUGGUUAGUGAUUCAAGCCGAAGAAGGACUUUUAGAUAAGUGGGCCAAUAUAAGUGUUUACAACGUCAGUGAUACAGACACAGGUGUAUACACUUGCACCGCACGAAAUAUUCUCGAUAGUGUCUCCCUGAAUGUAACUCUAGUGCUUCCAGAAGUGGUAACAGCCACCACAGUGAGUAAAUCCGAGGGUGGUUUCUUAUGGUGGGGCCUGUUGGUGGCUUUAGUGACCCUUGGAAGUGUGGGCUUAGGGGCUAGCAUUGCUGUUUGCUGCCUCCGGGGCCGCAAGACCCAGAAGCGCAUGAAAGCGAGUGUGAGCUUCACCGAGCAGGAGAAGAAGCUCCUGGAUGUGAGUAUCGCAACGACCACGGACCGCGGAACGGGAAGUUGCGAAGUUCUGGGUCCGGAAAUGGAGCUGGAUCCUCCGGUGCACAUCACCAUCGAGAGCGAGCCGCUGCCGCUGGCGGUGUUUCCGCCGCCCCCGGAGUUCGGCAAUGUGGUUCCGUCAGCGUACGGCAACAUCUUCAUUUCAGUGUCAGUGAGUCGUGACCCUUCGGAUGCUUCCAGAUGUCCUGACUUGUUGGACUUGCCCCACAGGGCCAAGCCGGUGUACCAUGGUAUGGCGACGCUGCCGCGGCGGCCGUGCGCCGCCCCCCACUACGACAACAUGGGCCCCCGCGUCACCGCCGCCGGUAGCUCGACGCUGUCGCUGCCCGGCGUGCCUCCGCCGCCGCCGCCGCCACCGCCCCCCCAGCUCACCCCCGAGUUUGUCUCUCUUUAACCUGACUCCUGGAAAUCUUCAAUUAGUGCCUUUGCUCACGUCACGGUCUCUUCUGUUUUUAUUAUUGUAUUUCGCGUUCUGUGUGUUCCACUCCACACUCUCUUAUUGUCGGUCAUGUGUAUACCUUUAGACUUACUGGCGCCACAACGGAGAUUAUGAGACUUUUUACCAUCUUUAACGUUUCUUUUGUUAUUUGCGUAUUGUUGAUCUGUUAGAUAAAUCAAAUAAAUUAAUCUUUGUAAUUAAA
Tribolium castaneum (red flour beetle) is the source of this 2092-nucleotide messenger RNA. RefSeq names its product reticulon-4 receptor-like 2. The transcript has a single exon. Lineage: Eukaryota; Metazoa; Arthropoda; Insecta; Coleoptera; Tenebrionidae. The coding region runs from base 160 to 1845 and encodes 561 amino acids. The record is from RefSeq and is a predicted model, not a curated record. Gene Ontology annotation, molecular function: protein binding.